Drosophila teissieri is the source of this 729-nucleotide messenger RNA. RefSeq lists its product as uncharacterized. The coding region runs from base 203 to 604 and encodes 133 amino acids. The record is from RefSeq and is a predicted model, not a curated record. Lineage: Eukaryota; Metazoa; Arthropoda; Insecta; Diptera; Drosophilidae. The transcript has a single exon.
UCUUCCAGCGAAAAGCCGCGGACAGCAGAAUAUAAAUAGAAGGUCACUAACAGGUGGGAACUAAACCACCAGGUGGGCAGUAGGCAGUGAGCAGAGCUUUGAUGGUUGACUUCGCUGGUUGACUUUGGACUCAAAGUUCUUGCAUUGGUUGUUGCCCAAUUUGGGACUUCAGCUGAUUGUUUCUGGCCACAGAACUACGAGUAUGUGCCCCAUCCUCCCACUUGGCUGCUGGGGCUGCUCCGCCACGAAGGCUUGCCAGAAGCAAAGGGACCAGCAGCAGAAGCAGCUGGAGCAGCACUCACAGCACCAGCCGAAGAGUAACCAGCCGGACAUUCAGAUGAGCGUGCUAUCCCCGCAGCUAGGCGCCUCCCACGAGGUGGCCACCAGCCAGACAUCGCUACCCAGCAUGAGUCCCAGCCUGGUGGCCCUGCCCCACCGGAUAGUCACGUCGAGCACCUUGAGCUCCUGGGCCGGCGAGGAGGAGCUGUGCGACAUGGAGGACUACGUGGAUCGCACGCCUUCUCGGUGGACCGCCUGGUGGCUCAAAAGGGCCUCCAACGAGGAUCACUUAUCCAUCGUGUCUCAGCAGAACGAGUUUGAGUAAUACAUGGGCUGCAUCGAUCCAUGACAUAAACGUACAACUAAACUACCACACAAAGAAUACACAAAGAAAUCUCUUUUAUGUAAUAAAAGUACAUACUGUGUUUUUGGUUCUCACGAAAAGUAAAA